AUGCUGAGUCUGCUGGUGCUGGCGCUGCCCCUCCUGGGGAGCCUGGUCCUCGCGGCGCCUGGCCAGGCCCCCGCUCGAGGGGGCAUCGUGGGCGGGCAGGAGGCGCCCGUGAGCAAGUGGCCGUGGCAGGUGAGCCUGCGCAUGAAGUCUGACUUCUGGGCACACUUCUGCGGGGGCUCCCUCAUCCACCCCCAGUGGGUGCUGACCGCCGCACACUGCUUCGGACCGAGCGUCGCGGACCCCGCAGACUACAGGGUGCAGCUGCGGGAGCAGAACCUCUACUACCGAGACCGGCUGCUGGCCAUCAGCAGGAUCAUGCUGCACCCCAACUACUACGCCACGCAGAGCGGGGCGGACAUCGGCCUGCUGAAGCUGCAGCAGCCCGUGAACCUGUCCAGCCACGUCCAGGCGAUCAAACUGCCGCCUGCCUCGGAGACCUUCCCGCCAGGGACGCCGUGCUGGGUGACAGGCUGGGGCGACGUCAGCGACGGGGUGCACCUCCCGCCGCCAUACCCCCUGAAGCAGGUGAAGGUGCCCAUCGUGGACAACGGCGAGUGUGACGCCCAGUACCACCUGGGCACCUCCACGGGCGACGGCGUGCAGAUCGUCAAGGCCAGCAUGCUCUGUGCCGGGGCCCUCCGGAAGGACUCCUGCCAGGGCGACUCCGGGGGGCCGCUGGCCUGCAGGGUGAACCGCACGUGGCUGCAGGCGGGCGUGGUGAGCUGGGGCGAAGGCUGCGCCCACCCCAACAGACCCGGCAUCUACACCCGCGUCACCCACUUCCUGGACUGGAUCUACCAGUACGUCCCCCAGGAGCCCUGAGCCCAGGGUGCAGCCCAGCACUCCCGGGAGGAGGGACAGCUGGGGCCCCCCCGCCCCACCCAUGUGCCCCUCAUUAAAUGGAAAUGAGCAGUGUGUGUGCAGCUGGCUGUCUGGGGGCGUGUCACUGUCACCAGGGGCUGGGGGCGGCUACCCAGCACGGGGGGAAGGGGUGUGAGGGCGGAGCAAGGCUCUGCCUCCAGCGCCUGGGCUGGCCUGUUCUCGCCCCGCUGAGGUGUUCCCUGGGCUACUGGCACAGUGCUCCUCAGGGAGUGCCAGUGCCACCCCAGAGUGGGGCAGGCAGCGCCCCUGCACCCUGCACAUGGGGACAAGCUCCAGGGACCAGGUCCUGGGUUUGCUCUCACCCGCCCUGGCCGUGAGCACGGGCCUGCCCAGCCCGGGUGGGGUCCCUCCGGGAAGAGUUCAGGUCUGGCUGCAGCUGGACAUCCCAGGACUCAGCCAGGCUUCCCGGGUCAGGCCACUGGGCCAGAUGGUGGCCCAGAUGGCAGCGGGGCGUGUCGCUGACCUGCGGUGCCCAUGGGCCAGGCAGGAGGGUCAGCCGAGAGGCUCGCCCUAGGUGGUCCUCCCUCCCUACUGCCGCCGCUCCCGGGC
Molecule: messenger RNA, 1431 nt
Organism: Sorex araneus (European shrew)
Lineage: Eukaryota; Metazoa; Chordata; Mammalia; Eulipotyphla; Soricidae
Product: tryptase-like
Exons: 5
Coding region: 1-822 (273 amino acids)
Biological process (GO): proteolysis
Molecular function (GO): serine-type endopeptidase activity
Source: RefSeq, a predicted model, not a curated record